Molecule: messenger RNA, 701 nt
Organism: Plectropomus leopardus (leopard coralgrouper)
Lineage: Eukaryota; Metazoa; Chordata; Actinopteri; Perciformes; Serranidae
Source: RefSeq, a predicted model, not a curated record
GUGGCGAUCAAACACAUCCCCAAAGUUGAUGUGGAGUAUGAACCACUGGUUCUUGAUGGAGUGAUACACUUGAUCCCCCUGGAGGUGUACCUCAUGCUCAGAGCGGCAGGUGGACCUGAGUCAUUGGGGAGAUCUGCGGCCGUGACAUUGCUGGACUGGUUUGAUCUGGAACACGAGCUUCUCCUGGUCAUGGAGAGACCAGUUCCCUCUAUGGAUCUGUUAAGCUUUAUUGAAGACAAAGGUCCCCUGAGCGAGGACCAGGCUAAGGACAUCAUGAAACAGCUGGUGGAGGGAGCAAUCCAAAUGCACUCUCUCAAAGUCUUUCAUCGGGACAUUAAAACUGAAAAUGUCCUCGUUGAGACUGGCUCUGAUGUUCCUCGAGUGAGGAUUAUCGAUUUUGGAUGUGGCUGCUUCAUUAAUAACGAACCUCUCCGCAGCUUUUCUGGAACCUCUGCGUUCGUACCUCCAGAGUUCAAAGCGCACGGGGAGUAUGAGGCUGAACCCACCACAGUCUGGCAGCUAGGCGCACUACUUUAUGAAAUUAUGGAUGGACACAAGCAAUUUAGCACCUCCAAGUUCCUCCGCAACAAAAUUAAAUUCAGCCAUACGCUGUCCAAAGACUGCCAUGAUUUUUUGAAUGGAUGUUUAGCUCUAAACCCCAAAGAGCGCGCCACCCUGGAGCAGAUGCGGCUGCACCCCUG